ACGUCGGCAAAGAUGGUUGGAGUCUCUCUGCAUACAUGUAGUAAUUUGCACUCAGUACUAAUCAUCUCGUCGAGUACCGUAGUCGUCGGACGGUGGGGAAAAGUUGGCGCGAAGAACCUUUUUGUACAGCAAACCAUAUGGAGUCCAAGUGUCGAAAACGGUGCUUCCUGUUGUCAUAGAAUGUAGUGAAUUGUUCGGCAGUGAAAACGAUUGUCGAUGAUCCGCCUGUGACGAUCGAAAACCCAUCAGUUUUAGUUACAUUAAAUCACGUGUGUGUAAAUAGAGUGUAUUGUAAAUAUAGUGUGUUGUAUAAGGUGCUGUGAUUUGUGAUAAUCAUAAUGGCCGGCGUUCUAUUCAUAGUCCACAUACCUUCGGCGAAGCAUGAAAUAAUCUUACGCCAAAAGGAGAAGGAAAGGUUGGCCAAAAGUAGUUCGGCUGAAAUCACCGAUGAAAAAGGAACCAAAAAGGAUGGAACCGAUGAAACGCAACCGUUCCUCACGCCCCAACCGCAGAAACAUUUGCUAAAGGAUAAGGAAGAUUUGCGACGCAGUUUCUUUGAUCUCGCUGAACGUCAGCAUAAGGAUUCCAACGCGAACCAAAUUCAAGGGGACAGCAGCAAUCUGUUGCCACCAACACUGAUCAUUCCGGUAAUCAACUGUCCGGAUGGUGAUGGAAUGGACGAUCCGAAAACACCCGAGAAUAACAUCGAAGCUGUCGGUCAAUCACUUGCGGUUCCAUUCGAUCGGACUUCCGCUCUGCGAAAAUCCUGGGAAGGAUUCAAGGACAUCUUGAGUUCAGCUCGCAAGGAUAAAGAAAAGGACCCGCGCACAGUGGAGGCCGAAAAAUUUAACCUAGAUGCCGAGUCCACCCUGGAAGACGUAAUGAAAGAGAUCAUCCAGGAAAAGAAAAUUUAUAACGCAGCCUGGAUUGAAUCCAAUAAAGGAAAAGGAUAUCAGAUUACGUUCUCUAUAGAAUCUGGUAACAAAUGUGACGAUCUGAUUUACCUGCUCAGUUCCUGGGGAGUGGGAGAACGGUUCAACUCGACAAUCUCCAUCGCCUCUUGCACGCUAUUCACCGAGCAACCACAGGAAGAGGAAGCAACUUCGGAAGCAAAUGCCAGCAAAGAUGGUGGCUGGAAUAAUUUUCUGUCGUCUGUGCGGGCUCGCCUAAACGUGGCACAGAUCGUCGAAGAGGUCAAACACGACGCCACUAUAACAUUCGAUUUCGUCUCAAUGAUUGUCGUUGCAAGUAUAUUGGCCGCAUUUGGACUGAUUGAAGAUAGUACGUUGUUUCUGAUCGCAAGCAUGCUGAUCUCUCCGUUGAUGGGUCCAAUCAUUGCAAGUAUCUUUGGAACUGUAAUCAAAGAAAGAAGCCUCCAAUUGAUGGGAGUAAAAAACGAAAUGAUCGGAAUUUCGUUGACCAUUUCUGUCGGGUUCAUUUUUGGACUGAUUGUGUGUAGUUUGGAUGAAAGGUACGGCGUGGGUGAAGGAAUCACCAAUGAAAUGCUAAGUCGGUGUGAAGUGCACUCCCUGCUAGUGGGAAUCGCGAUUGCAUUGCCCUCGGGAGCGGCCGUGGCAAUUGCAAUUCUAGGUGAAAACAUCGGAUCACUCGUUGGGGUGGCCAUCUCAGCUUCCUUGCUGCCACCUGCAGUCAAUGCGGGUGUUUUAUGGGCACUUUCUGUUCUAUGUUUCGUUCUUGGAACACCCGAUGAACGUUAUAGUGCUGUAGUGAAAACUAACAUAUAUUCUGAUAACCAAACACUUGAACUCUUCUCACUUGGCUGCAUGAGCAUGUGUCUUACCUUGCUCAACGUCAUCUGCAUCUAUCUGAUGGGUGUUAUAUUCCUCAAGAUCAAAGAAGUUGCUCCGAUCGUUCCUAAGGAUCAGAAACAAUUCUGGAAGCACGAUAUUAAGAUCGCUAGAGAUUACAAUAGGACACUGCACUCCACAGACGGAAUGUCCAUGAGCAAGCAGCUGAUCCAAGAAUUGACUGCUCUUCAUAACCAAGAUCAGGAUGGACGAGGAUUUGGUUCAGAGUUGAAGUUAAAUACCAUCACCCGAAAUCAGCACACCUGGUCUCCAAAUCACAAUUACCACCAGAGAGAACAUAGACCGACCAUACAAGAGCUCGAAGCACUCUACCUCAGUCUGUCAGCUAAUACUGGCGAGAGUCAGUAUCACUAUUCGACACACCAUGCUGCCCAUCCGUUUGCGAAGCUUCCUGCAUCUUAUAUUCGUUCAUCGAAACCAUGGUCACCGUCAAAACUAAACGAAGACGGUCAACCAUCGUCCCCAACCGGGCAUAAACGAAUGGGUUCGCACCCAAUGGACAUCGGACAUCAUCGGCUUCAGCGAUUUUCUGAUUCGAUCCGCAGCACAUCGGCCCCACUAUCGAAAAUCCUGGAAAAUGUCCCCAGUGAAGGGAUUUCUGGUAUUCGACCAGGCUCAGUAUUCGGCGAAGGAACCUCCCGACGAAAUUCCAUCAUGGGCAGGCCUUUCAAAUAUAGUUUGAAAAAGUCCAACAAAUUUACCGUCACCCCGGCCUUCGAUCCUGCUGCCAAAAAGUGAAAUGUUUAAAGUUACUGUCUCGAAGUAAAAUGAAGAGGAUGCGUCUACUUAGGAAUCAUCUGCUUCCGUUUAUUGUUUUAUCGAAUGUAUAUUAUUUGUAGUUGUUUGUCAAUGUUGUAUGAUGAAUUUAAAACAAAUUUACAUUCUAAGAUAACAGAUUUACAAAUCUGUGCGCCUUAAAGUCGGUCGAAAAUUUAAA
This is a messenger RNA of Malaya genurostris, 2766 nucleotides long. RefSeq lists its product as uncharacterized. Bases 339 to 2567 code for a protein of 742 amino acids. NCBI's taxonomy places the organism in Eukaryota, Metazoa, Arthropoda, Insecta, Diptera, Culicidae. The transcript has 11 exons. The record is from RefSeq and is a predicted model, not a curated record.